AAAACCUAAUUAGACACGGUCGAAUAUAACAACAUUUUAUCCUUCAACUCCUCACGGCGCAGAUCCGAGGAGUUUGGGAUAAACCCUAGUUUCUGUUCCGCUCUCUGAAAACACACAAACCAACUCUCUUUCUCGCGAAAAAAAAAUCGAUCACUAUCAGUCAUGGCAGGAUUGGCACCAGAAGGAUCACAGUUUGAUGCUCGUCAAUUUGAUAACAGAAUGAGUGAACUUCUCUCAACCGAUGGACAAGAUUUCUUCACAUCAUAUGAUGAGGUCUAUGACAGUUUUGAUGCAAUGGGGUUGCUAGAGAACCUCUUGAGAGGCAUUUAUGCAUACGGUUUUGAGAAACCAUCUGCAAUUCAGCAAAGGGGAAUUGUUCCAUUCUGCAAGGGUCUGGAUGUCAUUCAACAAGCUCAGUCUGGAACUGGGAAAACGGCAACUUUCUGCUCUGGUGUUUUGCAGCAACUUGAUUAUGAUGUGAUUCAAUGCCAGGCUUUGGUUUUGGCACCCACCAGGGAACUUGCGCAACAGAUUGAGAAGGUUAUGCGAGCACUUGGUGAUUAUCUUGGCGUGAAGGUUCAUGCUUGUGUUGGAGGAACAAGUGUUAGAGAGGAUCAACGCAUUCUUCAAUCUGGUGUGCAUGUUGUAGUUGGAACUCCUGGUCGUGUGUUUGACAUGCUUCGUAGACAGUCCCUUCGCCCUGAUUAUAUUAAAAUGUUUGUGUUGGAUGAGGCUGAUGAAAUGCUUUCAAGAGGUUUCAAGGACCAGAUCUAUGACAUUUUCCAGCUGCUGCCAUCAAAAAUUCAGGUUGGCGUGUUCUCUGCAACUAUGCCACCUGAAGCUUUAGAGAUUACAAGGAAGUUUAUGAACAAGCCUGUGAGAAUUCUGGUAAAGCGUGAUGAGCUCACUCUUGAGGGUAUCAAGCAAUUUCACGUCAAUGUUGACAAGGAAGAAUGGAAGCUUGAGACUCUUUGUGAUCUCUAUGAGACUCUGGCCAUCACCCAGAGUGUUAUUUUUGUGAACACUCGUCGCAAGGUAGAUUGGCUGACUGACAAGAUGCGAAGCCGUGACCAUACUGUCUCAGCUACCCAUGGAGAUAUGGAUCAGAACACUCGUGACAUUAUUAUGCGUGAAUUCCGUUCUGGCUCUUCUCGUGUUCUCAUCACCACCGAUCUCUUGGCUCGGGGUAUUGACGUGCAGCAAGUCUCCCUGGUCAUAAACUACGAUUUGCCGACUCAACCAGAAAACUACCUUCACCGUAUUGGACGAAGUGGACGUUUUGGAAGAAAAGGUGUUGCAAUUAACUUUGUGACAAAGGAUGACGAGAGAAUGCUGUUUGACAUUCAGAAAUUCUACAAUGUGGUCAUCGAGGAGCUCCCAUCAAAUGUCGCUGAUCUCCUCUGAAGAGCUCAUUUUAGAAUUUUAUGGAGGAAGGGGUUUCUUAUUUUGCCAUCUUAUUUUCAUAUUAUUCUUCAAAUAUAUAAUGGCAAUUUCAUUGUAUGGGUCCUAAUCGAGACAUAAGUUUUCCUCCCAUUCUUGUGUGGUGGGUUUAUGUUAUUAUUAGAUCAAAUUUUGUUGCAUUAAGGAUUUGUACUGAUUUUCUUUCCCCUCUUAUCUUAUGCUUAUAAAGAGCAGUUGGGUUUUGAAGCA
Molecule: messenger RNA, 1650 nt
Organism: Tripterygium wilfordii
Lineage: Eukaryota; Viridiplantae; Streptophyta; Magnoliopsida; Celastrales; Celastraceae
Product: eukaryotic initiation factor 4A-2-like
Exons: 5
Coding region: 163-1404 (413 amino acids)
Biological process (GO): cytoplasmic translational initiation
Cellular component (GO): cytoplasmic stress granule
Molecular function (GO): translation initiation factor activity; RNA helicase activity; ATP binding
Source: RefSeq, a predicted model, not a curated record